Acytostelium subglobosum LB1 is the source of this 156-nucleotide messenger RNA. RefSeq lists its product as hypothetical. Lineage: Eukaryota; Evosea; Eumycetozoa; Acytosteliales; Acytosteliaceae. The annotation marks the transcript as partial. The record is from RefSeq and is a predicted model, not a curated record. The transcript has a single exon.
AUGAACCAAUCAAUCAUUCAACACUACCCCACAACCCACAUAACACACAACACAAUCACUCAAUCAAUCAUACACAUUAAUACAUAUCCCACACACAGAACAACAACUACCUCACUUCCGACGGCUCCAAUCACAUCUGACAACUCAGAGCAACAA